This is a messenger RNA of Lucilia cuprina (Australian sheep blowfly), 6667 nucleotides long. RefSeq lists its product as uncharacterized. Lineage: Eukaryota; Metazoa; Arthropoda; Insecta; Diptera; Calliphoridae. The transcript is spliced from 11 exons. Bases 893 to 4999 code for a protein of 1368 amino acids. Gene Ontology annotation, molecular function: protein binding. The record is from RefSeq and is a predicted model, not a curated record. Gene Ontology annotation, cellular component: nucleus. Gene Ontology annotation, biological process: regulation of transcription by RNA polymerase II.
CACAACAUUUUUUUCUAAAUCAAAAAUUAAAAAGUUUGGAAUUUUAUAAUAAAAAAAAAAACAAAAAAUACAACAAAAUUAAACAAUUUUAUUAAAACUACGAAAUUUUAACAAAACAAAAUCUACAUAUGAACACAACUCUCCAUCUAAAAAAACAUGGAAAUUUUGGCGAAUUCAUUAACCAACCGAAGACAAAUUGUACAACAAAAGUGUAUUUAAAACAAAAAGCGGACUUUAUUAUCAAAAUUCAAAAUUUUCUUUUUGGAAAAAAGAACAAGGAAACCUGUAAAAUAACCACAAAAGCGAAAUCAAUAAAUUUGUUUGGCUUAGAUUUUUUGCAAAAACAACAAGAAGAAGAUAUUAAUCAAACCAACAAAUCUUUCAUGGACCAGACAACCAACAAAAGUCAAUUCAUUAGAAAAAUCGUUAGAAAAAAGUGUUAACAAAAUAUUUUAAGUUCUCUGCAAAAAAAUACACUUUUUUGGCCCCAAAACAAACAUUUCUAAUUACAAACUUAGUUUUUUUUAUAAUUUUUCUUUCUAUACAUUUAAAGCAAUUAAAUUGUGCGUGAUUUUUUAAAUUGUUGCGUAAAGUUAAAAUCGGACGAAACGUAAGUCGUGUUUUUUUGAAAAAGUGUCGUAAACGUAAGUGAAAAUUUUAAGAUAAAAGUGAGAGUAGAGCAAAAGAAAAGCAGUAAGCAGCCUUUAGCGCAAACGUAACGGGGACGACGAGCGGCAACAACGGCCAAGAUAAAUAAUUAUCUUAUGGAUUGCUGGACGGGUAACGCCCGACUGGCGAGUGUUUUAGUUUAAGGUAAGCUUUUAAAUUUACGAAGAAAAUCUUUUAAACUGGCAACAUUUGUAAAAAAAUUUCAGCGUAAGCUGUCACCGACAUGGGCAGUGAGCACUACUGCUUGAGGUGGAACAAUCAUCAAUCCAACCUGUUAGGGGUGUUUAGUCAAUUACUACAGGACGAGAGUCUGGUGGACGUCACAUUAGCUUGUUCAGAGGGCGCUCCCAUCAGAGCCCAUAAGGUGGUCCUCUCGGCCUGUUCAUCAUAUUUCCAGAGCCUAUUUCUGGACCACCCCGAAAAACAUCCAAUUGUGAUACUAAAGGACGUCCGUUUUGCCGAACUGCAAACAUUAGUAGAAUUCAUGUAUAAAGGCGAAGUAAACGUGCAAUAUUGUCAGUUAUCGGCAUUGCUGAAAACGGCCGAGUCUUUAAAGGUUAAGGGUUUAGCAGAAAUGACAAAUCAGAAUACAACUCUAAGAGAACCAGAACGUGAACCCGAACGUCUACGACCUCAUUCACAGCCCUGUAAACGUAGUAACUCUUGUGACAGUCCAGUCGAUGCCACGCUGUCCGGACCCUCAACAUCGGGCGCAACAUCAUCAGCCGCCGCCGCAGCAGCAGCAGCCUCAGCACUAACAUCAGCAUCAAAUGCCGCCUCUUCAACAUCUGCCACAACAAAUGCUACAACAUGCACAAUUGCCCCCUCAGCCACCUCUUUAGUAGCGGCUGCAUUCAGCAGCAGUAGCAGCCUCAGCAGUCAUCUAGCCAGCUCAGUGAGUUCGAAGCGAGAACAUGCUAGUGAACGCUGCAGUCCCUCACCACCAAAGCGAUUGCAUGGUAAACAUGAACAAGACACUACACUACUACCCUUAGAUCUCUAUCAAAGACGUUUAGAACAACAUCAGCAACAGGAAGACACCAAGGAAAAUGCAAUUGUAAAUAAUAAUAAUACAAAUGAGAAACAAAGAAGUACAACACCCCACACAACAAGCGGGACCAUACAAAAGCAUAGUAACACUAGUGAAGGUGGUGGCGGUGGAGGCAGCGGAAGCGGCGCCAGUGGAGAAGGUAACAAGAAACGCGAUGAUUUAGAAAGAGAUUCAGCGAGAAGUUUUAAUUCACCCGAUCGAUUAGCAAGACAUGAUGUAAAUAGACCCAUUGAUGAGACAAUGGGUGGGGAAGGUAUGUCGGGUGGUGUGGAGAAAAUCGAAGAUGUUGAAGAUGUCGAAUAUGGAGACGAAGAAAUGGAAUUGGAUGAUGAUGGCGAUAACAAUUCGGAAGAUGUUUGUUUAAAUAUGAAAAUACGUAGCAGUAGUUUAGCGGCCGCUUUAGUUAGUCCCCAAUUGACAGCAGCGCAAAGGGGUUUAGAUAGUUCUGGUCAUGGUGGCAGUGGUAUUAGUGGCACUGAAGGUGGUGUAGAUUCUGCACGUUCUACCCCAUUGACCACAACGAUACCGAUGGCUUUCGAUACCCACUCACAACGUCCAGCUUCGCGUAGUUCAAGAGAAGGUUCAGGUUUAGAUCGUCCCAGCAGUAGGGGUGGUCUAACCAGUUUGCCCUCUACCUCAGCUAGUGCUAUGGCUGGUGGUUUAAGUCCGGCCUCAUCAACGGCGGCAGCUUUAGGCUUACAUAGUGAUACCGUGCCGGGACCCUCGGGUUUGGGACCAGUGCAGUCGGUGCCUUUGUCUCUCAAAAAAGAAAUCGAUUGCAGUGAAGACGAUAACAGCAAUAGCCGCCAUCAUCUGCAGCCUCGUUCGGCUUCGGCCAGCGGUGUUUUAGGCGGUGAACUCGAUUAUCGUACUCCUCACGAAUCGCUGUUACGUAAUUUUGGUAUGGCCACCAGAUGUCCUACACCAUUUGCUUUUCCCUUUACACCUUUGGGUUUGAGUUUAUUUGAUAUUGAUCCGUCCAGAAUAUUAACCAUGUUGCAUCAUCAAACUUGGUUAGCAGAGGAAGCUUUAAGAAAUCGCGGUUUGCUAACACCACCUCCUACAUCUAAGGAUUUUAGCCAACGUUUUAAUCCUUUAAGCGAUUUACUUUCCAAAGAUUAUCAUGCCAAUCAUAUGCAUCUUAACACUGCCGAUUUAUUAGCUAGAUCCUCAUUAUCAUCAGCAGCAUUAGCUGCCACCACAUCCUCUGCUGGCCAUUUUGGAGGGCCUACCGAUUUAGCUAGUAAACAAACACAGCAACACCGUUCCACACCACAGCAACAGCAGUACAAACAACAACAACAGCAACCACCUUUUAAUAUACGUUAUCCGUCACCAGCUGCAUUUUUUCAUCAGCAACAUCAUCAACAACAAUUGCAGCAACAAUUACAAACACAAAAACUAACCAAGUCAACUAGACAAAGUACACCCUCACCUCAACAAACUGCCACCUCCAGCGGUACAUCCCUGAUGAGUGCUUCAUCUUCGACAUCCUUAUCAUCUCUACACAAAAGCUCCGAAAGAUCUAUAACCCCCUGUCACAAAGACGAUGACAAUGAUGGCGUUAUUGAAUUGACAACCAGCCAUCAUGAUGAAGCUGCUGCUAUAAGAGAUCGUGAUAGUGGCAAUUCAAGUGCCGCCACUACCAGUUCCAUUACCUCAUCGAUGCUUUAUAAAGAUUCUUUAGAACAACUAUUACAACGCCGUCAUUCCAGUGGAAUGAUGACGGGUGAAGCGAGUUUAAAGCCGUAUUCACAGCUCUUGCUGAAUUCAACAACUCCAACUGAUACCUCAAGUUGCAAGGAGAAAAGCUCCUCUUCAUCUACCUCAUCUACGCCACCACCGGCUCCCGGAACACCAGGACAAUUGUCGCUCAGUCGCAGUAGCCUGCUGAAAAGUCCCUCGGAUACCUCAUCACUGUUUAGUGAGCCCAUUGAGGAGGAGACCCGCUGUAUAGUGUGCAAUGCUCAGUUUCCCAAUGUUUGGCUAUUGGAACAACAUGCCGCCCUGCAACAUCCCCUUUUGGGACCAGGUGAGGAAAAACCUUUUAUUUGUGAACAAUGUGGUCAAUCCUAUCGAUAUCGUUCAGCUUAUGCCAAACACAAAGAAACCAAUCAUCGGGCCCGUUUACCGGCGGAUAAACUUUUUACAUGUGACGUUUGUGGCAUGCAGUUUCGCUAUUUGAAAUCGUUCAAAAAGCACAGAUUGAAUCAUGCCUUAGAACGUUUACAUGGUAAAAAGGGUAAGAACCCAUUUGCAGCACAUUUGCAACAACAGAUGCAGGAACAUGAAAUGGUCAGCAGUUCUCAGGAGCCCAAUAUGAUGAUGGCCGACACAGAUACUGUUGAAGAUUUGCGUAUUAAUAUUAAGAAAGAGCGUGAGGAAGAGGAACAACAACUGCAGCAUCAGCAACAACAACUUAAAAACGAUGAAGACCAAGAUGCCACCGUAGAUUCCGCCGGUUUAAUGAGUUACCAGGAAAAUCCGGCCUCAGCCAAUAUAACAAUUCAGACCAACAGCAAUGAGCCUAACAUAACCAGCUCCGAAGGAAUACAUAGUACAAAUAAGAGGCCUCGUCUUCUUCAAGCUUCUCUAACGAGUCAUAUAGAAACGGAUUCCUCCUAUCACUCAAAUCACCAACAGCAACAUCCACCACAACCACCACCACAACAUCACCCACAUACUCUGGUACAUCACCCACACUUAGCACCUCAACUGCCUGGCCAUUUGGCUCAUAAUAUGUCGGCUAUGGCUGCUGCAGCAGCUGCCGCAACUACACCCCAACAUCAGCAACAAAUGACACCACAAACUGCACAACAAGCAGCAGUAGCGGCAGCUGCUGCCGCCGCCAAUUCCAUGAAUUCUUUAAAUUCUCUUAAUUCUAUAACAUCACUAAUCAAUGCUGAACGUUUGCCUAACGAACAAUUUUUGGGUCUUAAUCCACAAGAAGCCUCUAUACUCAAUUUCCUACGGGUGGAUGCUCAGGAAAGGCAAAGAGACAAACGACCUCCUGCCUCCCGUUUUGCUUGCCCAUUCUGUGGUAAAUGUGUACGUUCUAAAGAGAAUCUAAAAUUGCAUGUACGCAAACAUACCGGUGAACGUCCAUUUGUUUGCCUCUUCUGUGGUCGUGCUUUCGGUGGUAAAUCCGAUUUAACACGUCAUUUACGCAUACACACCGGUGAAAGACCCUAUCAUUGUGAAUCGUGUGGCAAAUGUUUUGCUCGGGCCGAUUAUCUCUCAAAACAUCUAACUACACACAUUCACAAUGCUCCACGCUGAGAUGAGGCGCGAAGGAGAAGACUCCUUCGCCGUUAGUUUUAAUGCAACUUUACAACCCGUGAAUACAACUUAAAACUUAGAUCAAUUGUUAAACAGAAACAAGAAAAAACCGAAAAAAAAGUAAAAUCAAAAAACAACAAUUCAAAAUAUGUCGACAUAUGGAAUUUAGCAUAAUACGUAAGAUCUUGGGGUUUAUAUAGAUUUUAUUUAUAUAUCUAAAGAUAAGAUAUGUUUAGAGAUGCAAAACUAAUUAAGUUUUUGUUUCAAAUUUUACACACUAAAUGGAGUUGUAAAGAUUUUAAGAAAUCUUUUACAUUUGAUAUUGUUUCAUUUUUUCUUUAAUUAUAUAUUUUUUAACUAUAAAAUUAUAUAAGAUUUGAUUUGCUUAGGUGUAUAGAUUUCAUUCAAAUUAAUUAUAGUUAAAAACUGAAAUUUCAAUUUUCAUUUGGCUUGCUAGUUGAGAUGGGAACAAAUUAUGGGUAUUAUUUUAUUUUUAUUACUUUUAUAAAUUUCACUACUUUUAACUUUAGUUAAAGUUUAGUAAUAAUAACAAAAAAAAUAUUUUAUUUUUUUUUUGUCUUUAGGCUCUAAAUUGAAAAUUAAGAAAUAUAUAUAUGAUUAUCUAUAUAUCUGAAACUUAUUUUAGAUUAAUUUUAAAAUUGAUUUAAAAUUUAAAAAAGGAAUUUUAAUAACAAGCACUUUUUGUAGAGGAAAAUUUAAAGAAAAUAUUUACAAAAAAUAAUAAUGUAUGGAAAGAAAACUGGAAUGUUAGGGAAUGUCACAAAAUAAUAUAUUUGGCAAUAUGAACUUUACUUUAAACAUUUUGAAACUUAAACUAUUUUAAGUUCUCUAUAUUCCUAAGAACAACUAUUAUAAUAUCUUUAUUCCUGCUUAGAAAUCAUAUUCACAGUAAAUAUCUCUAACUGAUACCUUAAAUUAUAUGAGAAUAUUUAAUUUCUUUUUCAUAUACAAAAUCUACAUCACUGCCGGUUCCAAAUACUCUUACUAACAACUAUAACAUGAGAUUUCAGAAUACUUUAAGCAAUUAAACUUGUCAAUCAAAGUUUGCAUUUUAAAUUGAGCUAUCCAAAAUGGUCCUUCAAAGUCUAUGAAUUCAACAAACAAUCUUUCAAAUAGCCCUUCUUUGUAUGUGUUACUAAAAGCAUUUCAAGCAAAAUGGUCCUUCGAACUACGAGUUAAUAAAACUUUAAUUCUUUUCAAAACAUUCGAUUAGGAAGUUGAUACAUUUCGUUGAAAGGCUUCCAUAUUUUUCUCUAUAAGCAAGUAAAGUUUAUCCUUCAAACAGCGUAAUAUAAAAUUCUACAUAUUUAAAACACAUUUUAAUUGCGACAAAAAUCGCAACAAGUAUGAGUUCAAGAAUUGUUCCUAAGUUGGUGUAUUCCUUAAAAAUGGUUAGAGUUCAUUAAGAACUUUAAAAUGGUCCUUCGAACUGCAAAAUUUGUACAACAUCAAGCAUUUCAAAAGAAUAUAGAUUCUAAUCCUGACAUUUACAAACAAAAAUCACUUUAACAAGACCAUGUUCUAGAAUUGUUCCUAAGAAGAAAUUUUAGUUUCUAGAACUGGUUUCAAGUUAAAGAAAAGCCUAAAUUUAACUUCGAAUGUAGUUUUAAUAUAAAUUCUAUAAAAUUUCAAAAAUUUUCAAAUAAA